Molecule: messenger RNA, 756 nt
Organism: Eurypyga helias (sunbittern)
Lineage: Eukaryota; Metazoa; Chordata; Aves; Eurypygiformes; Eurypygidae
Product: actin-binding Rho-activating protein-like
Exons: 1
Coding region: 1-756 (251 amino acids)
Source: RefSeq, a predicted model, not a curated record
AUGGCAGCCGACAGCAGCGUGGCUCCUGAAGGAAAACCGAGCACUACUCCAGCGAAAAGGGCUGUCCACAAGAUCCGAAUGGCCAGCCUGGUCUUCAGCUUGGCACGAGGUUGGCAGCAGUGGGCAUCUGACCACCACGUGAAGCAAGCCCAAGAGCCCUCUGGAUGGAUGCCCUCUGAAGAAGACUCAUCAACUCAGCCUGCACAAGAAAAACCCUUUGAAAAAUGGCCAAUUCCAUCUGUCAAGAGGGACCAAGGAAAAGACGAUGAAAAAUCCUCAGCAAAGGACUCGGUGAUGAUAAGAGCAGCUGAAAAAGAUGCAAGGGAAUCAGAUGAAGCCCUCAAAAAGUUCAGCAUUAAAAGCAAAGAGGUGACCAAAACAGUUGUAAGCAAAGCCUACGAACGAGGAGGUGAUGUUAGCCUCCUCAGCGGAAGAUACGAGGAUGACAGAAGUAGCUCAGAAGUGACCAAGCGCAAGGAAGAAUCAAGUGAUAUCGAUAAAAUUCUUAGCAGCAAAUUAUCUCCAACCAUAAGGAGAAAGUGUUCAAACGUGGUAUCAGAGCUGACCAAGGGCUGGAAACACAUGGAACAAGAGGACAAAGAGGGAGCGAAGGAAGACCUGCUGCUUAAGUGUCGGGAUGACAGCCUGGAUGCAGAGGACAGUGGCUAUGGGGAAGCAGAGGACAAACUCGAGCAAGGAGACAGUGACCAAGAGGUGACAGCCGUGAGGAUUAAACGACCUGUGCCAUCUUUGUAA